Messenger RNA from Diceros bicornis minor, 6700 nucleotides. It is a transcript of the gene ZNF792, whose product is annotated as zinc finger protein 792. The transcript has 4 exons. The record is from RefSeq and is a predicted model, not a curated record. Bases 180 to 2090 code for a protein of 636 amino acids. NCBI's taxonomy places the organism in Eukaryota, Metazoa, Chordata, Mammalia, Perissodactyla, Rhinocerotidae. Gene Ontology annotation, biological process: regulation of immune system process; regulation of cytokine production; negative regulation of transcription by RNA polymerase II.
GCUCUCCGCGGCCGCAGAGGCGGCGCCCCGGGCCCGCGCGCCGUGUACACCCGGAGACUGAGGCUAGGAGGGGCCCCGCAGCCCGAGGUCACACCCCGCCCAGGGCAGGGCAAGGUGGGCGGGGGGCUGAGCCCGCCUCGGUCACCGCCUCUUGCUGCCCGCUGCGUGCCCAGGCUCGGAUGGCGGCGGCGGCGCCGAUGGACCCGGCGCAGGGCUGUGUGACCUUUGAGGACGUGACCAUUUACUUCUCCCAGGAGGAGUGGGGGCUCCUUGAUGAGGCUCAGAGACUCCUGUACUGCGACGUAAUGCUGGAGAACUUUGCACUGAUAGCCUCGCUGGGACUGACAUCUUUCAGGUCCCACGUAGUUGCCCAGCUGGAGCUGGGGGCAGAGCCCUGGGUGCCUGACAGAGUGGACAUGACUUCAGCCAUGGCAAGAGGGUUGUAUGGUGGGCAUGGUUCUGAUUUUUGCCGUGGAACGGAGGGUGAGGAAUCACCUUCUGAACAUAGUAUUUCUGUAGAAAGAGUGUCACAGGACAGGAAUCCCAAGGCAGCUCUGUCCACCCAGAAGGACUACCCCUGUGACCUGUGUGGCCUACACUUGAAAGACAUUUUGCACCUGGCUGAGCACCAGGUGACACAUCCCGGGCAUAAACCUUAUGUGUGUGAGGCGUAUGGAAGAGAAUUUGGGUCCAAUCCAAACCUUCACCAGCAACAGAUGCAGGAGAAUGUAGAGAAGCCCAUCAGAAGGGAGGAAGGUGGGGCCUUGCUUUUGAAGAGCUGUAGAGAAGACACAUCAAAGAAACCUUUCACAGUCAGGGAGGGUGGGAAGGACUUUGUGGCCAGAUCCAGCUUUCUCCAGCAUCAGGUCACUCACAGUGUGGAGGGGCCACACCAGAGCACCAACGGUGUAGAGGAUCUUCACACUGUGCAAAGCCGUAACAAGUGCAGUGAACUUGGGAACACUUUCAGUGACAAACCCACACUUGUGCAGCCCCAGAGAACACACACUGGAGAAAGGCCGUACGAGUGCAGCAGAUGUGGGAUAUUCUUUAGCCAUGCUGCUGGCCUCUUUCAACACCAGAGAGAGCACAAUAGAGGAAAGCCUUAUGAGUGCUGUGAAUGUGGGAAAUUCUUCAGCCAACACUCCAGUCUCAUUAAACACCAGAGAGUUCACACGGGUGAGAGCCCUCAUGUGUGCAGCGAAUGUGGGAAGUUCUUCAGCCGAAGCUCCAACCUCAUUCAACAUAAGAGGGUUCACACUGGUGAGAAGCCUUACGAGUGCAACGAAUGUGGGAAGUUCUUUAGCCAACGCUCCAACCUCAUUCAUCACAAGAGGGUUCAUACUGGGAAGAGCGCUCACGAGUGCAGUGAAUGUGGGAAAUCCUUCAACUGCAACUCCAGCCUGAUUAAACAUUGGAGAGUGCACACUGGAGAAAGACCUUAUAAGUGCAAUGAAUGUGGGAAAUUCUUCAGCCACAUCGCCAGUCUCAUUCAGCAUCAGAUUGUUCACACUGGUGAACGGCCUUUUGGGUGCAGUGAAUGUGGGAAAGCCUUCAGCCGAAGCUCUGACCUCAUGAAACAUCAGAGAGUCCACACUGGUGAACGGCCUUAUGAGUGCACGGAAUGUGGGAAAUUGUUUAGCCAAAGCUCCAGCCUCAACAGCCAUCGGAGACUUCACACUGGUGAACGGCCUUAUCAGUGCCCUGAAUGUGGGAAAUUUUUUAACCAAAGCUCCAGCCUCAAUAACCAUCGGAGACUUCACACCGGUGAACGGCCUUAUGAGUGCCUCGAAUGUGGGAAAACCUUCAGACAAAGGUCUAAUCUGAGGCAGCACCAGAAAGUUCACAAACCAGAUAGGCCGUAUACAUGCAACGAAUGUGGAAAAGCCUUCAGCCAAAAGCCUACCCUCAUUCGGCAUCAGAAAAUUCACACUAGACAAAGGAGUACAGAGAAUGUGUUCCCCCCUCCUUCAACACAACACACACUAGAGAUAAGCUCUGAGAGUAGUCUUUAUGAGGGAGCCAUAAGCCAGAAGUUGAACCUGGUUUAUCCAAGUGUCCACACUGGGGAGAUUCCCUACCAAUGCUAGAUAUGUUGGGAGCUUUCAGGAGUGAAGUUGCAUUUUCUGACAUGAACUUUUCCAGAGUUUUGUCACUACUAGUGUUUGUAGGAGAAGCCAGCUCAGCUCUACCCACUGGUAGGUCUCCAGAGUGUGUGUCAGCCACUCCCUGUGCUCAGAGAAGACAGAUCUCUGUUCUCUCUUUCCAAGAGGGAAUCGUGAGUAGCCUGAGGCCAUAGGAAGAUGUCAUCCCCUCCCAUGUGAUUGGCUUAGCUGUGGACCUGACCCAUCUUUGGCCAUGAAGUCUUGAGCUGGGUUCUGCUGGCAGAGAAGGUUUCCCUUUUUCAAUGAUGUGGAUCUCAUAUGGUGCUCUUCGUGGAUUUAUCCAGUCUGCACGUUACACAUCCCAACAAUUAUCUACUCUACAUUGCUCUGGUUUGGGUGAUAAGGGUCUUAUUGAUAAAGCCACCUUUAAUCUUCUGUGUUCUGACCACUGUGUGGAGUGGGUUGGGAACCGAAUUAAGGUCUACCAAACUAACGGGGUCUCCAAAUUUGCCUCAGAGGGAACAGCAGGAUGGCAGAGAACAGCUCUCAGUCCAGAUUUGGCCUUGUUUGUGUUGCUACUCAAGGCUUCCUAGGGAAGAUUGUAGGGCUUUGUGGGCCUAAUGUGGUCUGAAUGGCAUGAAUUCUCAUGGACCAGAGAUUACCCUGAGGAAGGGGCAGUUGUGACAACCUUCAGAGCAUCUGGGAGCAGCCUGAAUCAGGCCCCUUGUUUCCAGGGGAUGCCUCAUAUUCCCUAGCACUGUUUAGUGGACACUGUUUACCUGGUACUUGCCAAAGAGCUGUACGCCUUGAAGUCUAAUGUUCGGUAUACAGGUGUCUCUAUAAGACUUACUGGGCCCAGAUGGGACCACAAUUUGUACAGAAACACUGGAGGUGAUAACAGUGAGCAGAUGAGAUUGCAGCAAACUAGAGGGAAUAUUCCUGUUCUAACAGUGCAUCCACAGAUGUUCCCUUGAGUGUGACUGUGCAGGAUUUAGACUUUGUAGAAAUUCUUAGGACCUCCAGAUCUCUGUCCUAUGACUAAGGUCACUGGCAGAGCAGAUAAUCUAAAGAUUUUGUGGAUUACUGUAGGCUCACUGCACUAUUCAUCUCAAGGCCAUUGCUGCAGAGAAAUGGGGACUGAGACAAGGUAGAUCUUGUACUCCAAGGAUGUAGCAUUUGUGACAUAGCCAGAGAUCUUUGCUGCUGAAGCAUGAGGAGAGAGAGAGUAGAGUCAAUAUAGGGUUGCCAAAUCUUCUAGUUUCUAAAAUGAGUGGAGAUCAGAUUUUUAUGCGCAACAACUUCUUUUAAUGCUUUGUUGAGAUAUAACUGCCAUGCAGUAAUUGACUGUACAUAUUUGAUGUGUACAAGUUGAUAAGUUUUAAAAUAUGCAUACACUCAGGGAACCAGCAUCACAAUUAUGAUAAUGAACAUCUCCAUCACCCACAAAGCUACCUCGUGCCCCUUUACUAUCCCUCCUUGCCUUCCCCAGGAAACCACUAGCCACAUCCCAAGGAAUCCAUUGAAUUACCUUUUUUUCUCUAUGCAUUUGUUUGCCUUUCCCAGAAUUUUAUACAAUUGGAAUCAUAAAGUAUUUAUACUCUAUUUUUGGUCUAUUGCAUACAUCAUAAUUUUCUUGAGAAUCAUCCAUGCUGUGUGUAUGAAUAUUUCAUUCCUUUUACUGCUGAGUAGUGCUCUGUUGAAUGAAUCCACCACAAUUUGUUUAUGCUUUAUUUUUUAAAUUAAAAAAAAUUCUGGUGAAAUACACAUAAAAUUUACCAUCUUAACCAUCUUUAAGUGUACAGUUCAGUGGUAUUAAGUACAUUCAUAUUGUACAACCAUCACCACCAUUCAUCUGCAGAACUCUUUUCAUCUUGUAAAACUGAAACUCUACACAUUAAAUAAUAACUCCCAAUUCCUCCCUCCCCAAACCCCCGGAAACCACUAUUCUACUUUCUGUCUCUGAAUUUGACUACUCUAGGUACCUGAUAUAAAUGGAAUCAUAUAGUAUCUUGUCUUUUUGUGACUAGCUUAUUUCACUUAGCAUAAUGUCAUCAAGGUUCAUCCACGUUGUAGCAUAUGUCAGAAUUUCCUUCCUUUUCAAGGCUGAAUAGUAUGCCAUUGUAUGUGUAUGCCAUUUUUUGCUUAUUCAUUCAUCUGUCAGUGGAUACUUGGUUUUCUUCCACUCUUUGGCUAUUGUGAAUCAUGCUGCUAUGCACAUGGAUGCACAAAUAUCUCAUUGAGACCCUGCUUUCUGUUCUUUUGGGUGUAUACCUGGAAGUGGAAUUACUGGUUCAUAUUGUAAUUAUAUUUUUAAUUUUUUGAGGAGCCUCCAUUCUGUUUUCCACAGUGGCUGCAGCAUCUUACAUUCCCACCAACAGUAUCUAAGGGUUCUAAUUUUUCUACCUUCUCACCAACACUUGUUUUUUUCUGUUUUGUUUUUGUUUUUUGGAUGGUAUCUAUUCUGAUGGGUGUGAAGUGGUAUCUUAUUGUGGUUUUGAUUUGUAUUUCCCUACUGAUUCUUGAUGGUGACCAUCAUUUCAUGUGCUUAUUGGUCAUUUGUAUGUCUUCUUUAGAGAAAUGUCUAUUCAAAUCUUUUCUCCAUUUUUAAAUUGGGUUGUUUGGUUUUUGUUAUUGUUGAGUUUUAGGAGUUCUCUAUAUAUUCUGGAUAUUAACUCCUUAUCAGAUGUGUGAUUUGCAGAUAUUUUCUCCCAUUUUGUGGGUUGCCUUUUUACUCUGUUGAUAGUGUCCUUUGAUGCACAAAAGUUUUUAACUUUUAUGAGGUCCAUUUUAUCUAUUUUUUCUUUUGUUGCCUGUGCCUUUGGUGUCAUAUCCAAGAAAUCAUUGACAAAUUCAAUGUCAUGAAGGUUUUACCCUAUGUUUCCUUCUAAGAGUUUUAUAGUUUUAGGUCUUACAUUUAGGUCUCUGAUCCAUUUUGAAUUAAUUUUUGUAAAUGGUGUUAGGUAAGGGUCCAACUUCAUUCUUUUGCAUGUGGAUAUCCAGUUUUCCCAUUGAUUGAUAUUAGCACCCUUGUCAAAAAUCAUUUGUCCAUAUAUGUGAGGAUUUAUUUCUGGGCUCUCUAUUCUAUUCCAUUGGUCUAUACAUCUGUCUUUAUGUCAGUGCCUGACUGUUUUCUUUAAUGGAGCUGUGUAGUAAGAUUUGAAAUCAGGGAACUUGAGUCCUCCGACAUUGAGCUUCUUUUUCAAGAUUGUUUUAACUAUUCAGAGUCCCCUGUGAUUCCAUAUGAAUUUUAGGAUAGAUUUUUCUGUUUCUGCAAAAAAGUGUCAUUGGGAUUUUGAUAGGGAUUGCAUGAAAUCUGUAGAUGGCUUUGGAUAGUGCAAACAUCUUAAUAAUACUCAGUCAUCCAAUCCAUGAACAUGGGAUGUGUUUCCAUUAAUUUGUCUUCUUUCUUUAAUUUCUUUCAUUAAUGUUUUGUAGUUUUUAUAGUACAAGUUUUCACCUCCUUGGUUAAUUUCUAAGUACUUUAUUCUUAUUGAUGCUGUUGUAAAAGGAAUUGUUUUCAUAAUUUCCUACUCAGACUGUUCAUUGUUAGAGUAUAGAAAUGCAACUGAUUUUUCUGUGUUUGUUUUUUAUCCUACUUUGUUGAAUUGAUUUAUUAAUUCUAACCAUAAUUUCGUGGAAUCUUGAGGGUUUUUACAUAUAAGAUCAUAUCAUCUGUAAACAAAGAUAAUUCUACUUCCUCCUUUCCAAUUUGGAUGCCUUUUAUUUCUUUUUCUUGCCUAUUCGUUCUGGCCAGGACUUCCAGUAUUAUGUGGAAUAGAAGUGGUGAAAGUGAGCAUCCUUUCCUUAUUUCUGAUUGAAAAGCUUUCAGUCUUUCAUCACUGAAUAUGAUGUUAGCUGUGGGUUUUUCAUAUAUGGCUUUUAUCAUGUUGAGGUAUUUUCUUUCUAUUCCUAGUUUGUUGAGUGUUUUUAUCAUGAAAGGGUGUUGAAUUUUGUCAAAUGAUUUUUCUGCAUCAAUUGAGAUGAUCAUAUGUUUUUUUUCCCUUUAUUCUGUUAAUGUGGUGUGUUACAUUGAUUGAUUUUCAUAUGUUGAACCAUCCUUACCUUCCAGGAAUAAAUCCCACUUGAACAUGGUGUUUAAUCCUUUCAAUAUGCUGCUGAAUUCUGUUUGCUAAUAUUUUGUUAAGGAUAUUUGCAUCAGUGUUCAUAAGGGAUAUUGGACUGUACUUUUCUUUUCUCAUAGUAUCUUUUCCUGACUUUGGUAUCAGGGCAAACAAAUUAGGAAAAGUUCUCUUUUCUUCAAGUUUUUGGAAAAUUUUGACAAGGAUUAGUGUUAUUUCUUCCUAAAAUGUUUGGUAGAAUUCACCAAUAAAGCCAUCAGGUCCAGAGCUUUGUUUGUUGUUGGGAGGUUUUUGAUUACUCAUUCAUUAUCCUUACUAGUUAUAGGUUUAUUCAGAUAUUUUCUUUCUUCGUGAUUCAGUCUUGAUAGGUUUUGUGUUUCUAGGAAUUUGUCUGUUUCAUCCAGGUUAUCCAAUUUUUUGCAUACACUUGUUCACACUACUCUUGUAAUCCUUUUUAUUUCUAUAGAAUCAGUAGUAAUGUUCCUACUUUUAUUUCUGAUUUUAGUAAUUUGAGUC